This is a messenger RNA of Emiliania huxleyi CCMP1516, 1308 nucleotides long. RefSeq lists its product as hypothetical. NCBI's taxonomy places the organism in Eukaryota, Haptophyta, Isochrysidales, Noelaerhabdaceae. Bases 1 to 1308 code for a protein of 435 amino acids. Gene Ontology annotation, molecular function: S-adenosylmethionine-dependent methyltransferase activity. The record is from RefSeq and is a predicted model, not a curated record. The transcript has 4 exons. Gene Ontology annotation, biological process: methylation.
AUGUUCCUCUUCUUCGAGACACCGCUGACGCUUUCGCCGCGGCUAGCGCUGCCCGUCGGAGCCCGCCUCGUCUCCAGUCCUGUCGCCGCCGCUGCCGGCCCUCCAGUCGUCGAUGCGGCUCUCACCGAGCCCACGGCCGAGGACGGCUACCGCAGCCGCGCCGACCUGAAGCGCGGCAUCGCCUCGUUCUACGAUGGGAGCUCCGCGCUGUGGGAGCGCGUGUGGGGCGAGCACAUGCACCACGGCUACUAUCCCGCCGGGUCCAAGCGGAAGGACCACGUCCAGGCGCAGAGCGACAUGAUUGACGAGGUGCUCCUGUGGGCGCGAGGCGGCGGAGAGGCGGUGCCGCGCCGUGUGCUCGACGUCGGCUGCGGCGUCGGGGGCUCGACGCGCCACAUCGCCCGCGCGUUCGGGUGCGACGGCGUCGGCAUCACGCUGUCGCCGUACCAGGCGAAGCGCGCCAACGAGCUCUCCGCCGCCGCCGGACUCGGCGACCAGCUCUCCUUUCAGGUGGCAGACGCGCUCGAGAUGCCGUUCCCGGACGAGUCGUUCGACCUUGUCUGGUCGCUCGAGUCGGGGGAGCACAUGCCCGACAAGGAGAAGUUCGUCUCAGAGCUCACCCGCGUCCUCCGCCCGGGCGGCCGGCUGAUCCUUGUCGCUUGGACGCACAGAGACCUGUCCGCACCUGCGCAGGCGGAGCUCCGCCCCGAGGAGCAGAGACUGCUUCGCCGCAUCUCGAGGGCCUACUACCUCCCUCGCUGGUGCUCUGUCGCGGACUACACGCGGCUGCUCACCGCAAAGGGGAUGGGCGGCAUGCGGCGCGACGACUGGACGAGCAACGUCGCCCGCUUCUGGCCCGCGCUCUCGCCGGAAUGCGGUGCACGGGCUGCCCUCACGCCCUCCGCUCGGCCUCCAGGCCUCUUCCGCUCGGGCUGGUCCACCCUGCGCGGCGCGCUGGUGAUGCCCCUCAUGAUCCGCGGCCAGAAGAAGGGCACCAUCCGCUUCGGCCUCGUCACGGCCUGCAAGCCGAUCGCGCCCGGCGCGGCUUCCGCUGGCGGGGCCACGGCCGCCGUGCCGCGCGCCCCACCCCCCCGCGCCGCAACCUCGCUCGCCGCUGCGGCAGCCGAGGCCAAGGCGGCAGCGGCGGCGGCUCGGGCCGCGGCGCCGCCGCCGCCGCCGGCCGCGCCGCCGCCGCCCCCGACUGCGAGCGUCGCCUCGCGGCUCGCUCGCAUUGGCGCAAAACAGGCGCGCGUGCGAGAGGUGGAGAUGCCUCCGCCCGCGGGCUUCGAGUGGGGAGGCACCUACUGA